GCCGAGCGCUUUCAACCGACGCACACGCGGAGCUCAGUGGUUGUUGAUGAACUCACAUGUUGCUGUUGGGCAGAAAGAGAACAUUCCUCCACAUGUAGCUGGCAGACUAACGGAACAACACAGUAUUUAACCGGGAUGUCGGCGUCGUUGAUCAGAAGAGGCCUGGAGCUGCUGAGCGACGACAUUAAAGAUGUCAGUAAAGGGAAGCAGAAGAAGAAGCAGCAGACUCCCAGUUCAGCCACAGUGAUGGAGCUGGUGAGCACCAAGCGGCAGGGAGUCACCAAGCAGGUGAAGAGGCUGCAGGGCCGCCUCGGUCCCGGGAAGAGCAAAGCCACUGUCAAAGACAAGAGGAUCAAAUCUGCAGUGGAGGAGUUCAGGAAGAAACAGGGGAAGAGCCAAUUGAGUGCUAACCUCAAGUACUUCAUGGGAACUGGCUUCAAAGCAACAGAUUCUGAUACACUGAAGAUUGUGAAUCAACUCCCAGGAAGACAGUCCAGAAAUCGCCCAGACAGACCUGCCAAGAAGGCGAAGGAGACACAGUCUUUGUUCACUGAGGAGGAGUUCCAGCAGUUCCAGAAGGAAUACUUUGGCAGGACUGUCGAGGAGAAGAAAUAAAGCACAGAGACGCAGCCAAGACACUGCAGCCACAGUUGAAGCUCCUGUUGUGGAGGUUUCAACUUAUCAAUACACACCAUACAGUCAGGAUUGUUGUUCCUUGGUUUUCCUUUAAUGUGCACAAAAUCGCUUUCCUGCAGCAGGAGAGACAGUCACUGUGAUAUACAAGAUGUCAGAGGGAGAACCUGCCCAGUGAGGCAGGCAGCAGUGCUUCCUUGUUAUCUCUAAUACAGUGAAUUUCCACUACUCACCAGGUCUGCUUUUUCUGGGUCAAAGUGGAUCUAAGUAUGUUCUGGAAGUUGGUUUCUCUUCAUAUGUACUGCAGACACAUUCUCUUGCAUACGGGAAAUAUGGAGUCUUCAGUGUUUUUCCUGCCAAAAGCUUCAUCAUGGCCAAAAUGAUUGGUUGAAAUUCACUUCAAGAGGUAUUUUUUGCAAAACUUACUGUAGAUGCUUCAAAUAUGUGCAUUCAGUAAAAGCAGGGCAUACUUAAACAAUGCAAACCUGAUGUUGUAGUCAUACUUAUGUAAUUUUAUUGUCACACAUUAAAAUAUUUUUGUCAAAAAAAGAUGCAAAAUUACAAGAAAUUUAUUGAAUUUAUCAAA
Molecule: messenger RNA, 1219 nt
Organism: Amphiprion ocellaris (clown anemonefish)
Lineage: Eukaryota; Metazoa; Chordata; Actinopteri; Pomacentridae
Gene: rps19bp1
Product: ribosomal protein S19 binding protein 1
Exons: 4
Coding region: 136-615 (159 amino acids)
Cellular component (GO): nucleolus
Molecular function (GO): enzyme binding
Source: RefSeq, a predicted model, not a curated record